AAAUGUGCGCAUGGACUCUCACAAACUGCUCGUAAAUGUGCGCAUGGACUCUCACAAACUGCUCAUACAUGUGCGCAUAGACUCAUGCAUCCGUAGGGGUUUUGAACAAUGACGGUUAGCGAGGGGAAUGGAAAUGGGGAUUUGGAAGAGCAAAUAUUGAAUUUGAAGAUUGAAGAUGGUGAUGGAGCAUCUAAUAGUGGACCCUAUCCCGAGCGAUCAGAUCAGCCUGACUGCUCCUUUUACAUGAAGACUGGGACCUGUAAAUUUGGCAUGAAUUGUCGAUUUAAUCAUCCCCAUGGAGAUAAACAGGAUGCCUUUACAAAGAAAGAAGAGUUCCCUGAGAGAAUUGGACAGCCUGAAUGCAAGUUUUAUUUAAAGACAGGAACUUGUAAAUUUAAAAGUGCUUGUAGAUUUCAUCAUCCAUCUGACAGAAACGGCUCAGCAGGGAAACCACUUUUAAACUUCUUAGGACUCCCAAUUCGGCUGGGUGAGAAGGAGUGCCCCUUCUACAUGCGCCAGGGCUCCUGCAAAUAUGGAGAGAACUGCAGGUUCCACCAUCCUGAUCCCACUGCAGUUAGCAAGCAGGUACGUUUUUCAGGAUAUCCCACAAAUGCUAGCAAUGAAUCUUUUUCACCCCAUGCAUCAGCAAUGCCACAUCCACUUGGAGGAUUCUGGCCGGGUGCACCGAGUGAGGCAGUUCCUCCAUUCAUUAACAAUGGCGCUUCUUCAUCUUAUGUUCCACCUGUGCCUUCACCUUUUCCAGAAUCGGGAUGGAACGAUUACCAGCCUUCUGUGACCCCUCCAUUGGUUCUAGAAAGCCAUUAUCAUCCACCACCACGCUCUGCACCUGUUUAUCAUCAACCAAACACAAAUAAUUCAAAUUCAUCUACAAACCAACAACAGGUGGCAGUUGAUGAUGUAUUCCCCGAAAGGCCUGGGGAACCCAAUUGCCAAUAUUACAUGAAAACAGGAGACUGUAAAUUUAGAUCAUCCUGCAGGUAUAAUCAUCCGAAGGACAGGGUCCCAACAAGCUCACCCAUGUGUAGCUUCAGUCCCAUGGGCCUUCCUUUGAGACCUGAUCAACCUGUAUGCACUCAUUACAGUCGCUAUGGCAUUUGCAAAUUUGGACCUGCAUGCAGGUUUGAUCACUCAUUAAAGAACGCUUGGGUUUCUGCUGGAGGGGAGGCUGGAGAGCAAGAGGCCACACAAGAAGAUGGGACUGCCGCCUCACCCCCACUGUCUCCUUCUUGAGAUAUUCUUGGACGCUUAUUUAUCAUGAAAAUGCAUAAUGUUAAUGUGUACAUAAGGAGAGGGUGAGAGUGGGAGAGAGAGAGAGAGAGGAGAGAGUUUCGAUAGUUGCUUGAAUUCACUCUAUUUGAGAAUUCUGAGCCAUCUUGUGUUGAACCAGAUCGAACACUCAUGGCUGUUUUUGGACUGCAGGAUCUUUCAUUUUCUUUUCUUUCGUAUCAUAUCCUUUUUGGGCUUCUGGCUAAUGGUUGAACAAGAACACUAUUGAUAAUUGGUAAUAAAGGGUGAUGAAUUGGACUUAAA
Messenger RNA from Amborella trichopoda, 1551 nucleotides. Its product is annotated as zinc finger CCCH domain-containing protein 12. NCBI's taxonomy places the organism in Eukaryota, Viridiplantae, Streptophyta, Magnoliopsida, Amborellales, Amborellaceae. Gene Ontology annotation, molecular function: mRNA binding; metal ion binding. The record is from RefSeq and is a predicted model, not a curated record.